AUGUCUACCCAACAAGGCACUGACAAGUCCAAACCCUACAUUCCUCUCGCCGGCGGUGCAGAUGAUGGUUGGUCCAGAGAGACAGAAGCGACAGCAACCUGCUUCUGUGGCGCCAUACAGCUGAAAUUCCCCAUCGAGAAGCCUGGUCUGGUCGGGAGUUUCAUCUGCAACUGCACCGACUGCCGCAAGAUCACCGCGUCCAUGUUCGCCUCAAAUUUCAUCGUCGCCGAACGUGACGUGACGCAUCUGCGUGGCAAGGACAACCUGAACUCCUUCAGCCAAUCCAAAACUAUUGCGACGGGGAACACCAUGACCAACUAUUUCUGUUCCACCUGUGGCACGCUCAUGUAUCGCAUUACCUCCGCCCGCCCAGACAUGCUCGUCUUGCGUAUCGGCACAGUGGAUGACUUUCACCUGCACGAGACGAAGCUGAAGCCCCAAGUGGAGCAAUUUGUCAAAGAUCGGGUGGGUUGGUUGAGUGGUGCGAAGGGAAUUAAGCAGGUUGAGGGAUCCGCUUUCUAG
Molecule: messenger RNA, 522 nt
Organism: Fonsecaea erecta
Lineage: Eukaryota; Fungi; Ascomycota; Eurotiomycetes; Chaetothyriales; Herpotrichiellaceae
Exons: 1
Coding region: 1-522 (173 amino acids)
Molecular function (GO): carbon-sulfur lyase activity
Source: RefSeq, a predicted model, not a curated record